CGGCCCCGGCCUCUCAAAGGGCUUCGUUCUGGCCCUCUCACCCCGGCAUGCUCUGCUUGUCUGACCAAAGAGCCCUCUCUCGACCGACCGGACCGAAACCUGGGGAGGAGGCCAUGGGCUGCUUGUCUGCCACCCCCUGCUCCUGGCCCUGUCACUUCAUCCAUUUCCAGACUCCCACGGCUUUCUGUCUCGCUGUCCCGGCCGGGCCUGUCCCUCACAACACCUCACGACUGUGCCUCAAAGCCCGCAUCAAUAAACGGAAACAGUCUGCACGGCUGCGGGCGUGGAGCUGCGGGAACGCGAGAGGGUGUGCGAGUGCUUGCGUCGUCGGCCACCUCCCGGGCAAGUCAGGCCCCGCUCCCUCCUUCUCCUCCCGCCAGGGUCCCCAGGCCGAACCCAUGCCCUUCCCGUCGGUCAAGGGACCGCACUCUCAGGGGUACUUGGACCGGUGUUUCUGCCUGGAAGUUGCCGGUAGGGUCUGGAGUGGGAAUCAGCCAGGAUGCGCGGGGCGUCCAUCCCCGGUGCGGCUAUGCGGCCAGGGAUGGGGAGACAGAAGGGCAUCUAGUGUGGAGGUUUGUAGCUUGAACUCUCCGCGCGCGAGACUCCCAUGGGCCGUUCCGCCGGGACCCUGCCCCACCCCGUUCAAGGAGCGUGAAACCCCUCCCCCACCCUUCUCGCCCGGAGGCCUGUGGCAACUGGGUCCGUUGGGGCAGAAGCAUGGAGGGAAAGCCUUUAAAAGCGUCGGCCAAGUCUUCGAGCCACCAUGGCUCGGGCAGGUCGAGCCUGCAGGACAUCCGAAACAUGUGGACCACGGCUACUCUGUCUCAGCCGAAGCUGAAUGUGCAGCUGCCCACGGUACGCGAGGACUCGGAACUGGAGGACGUUAGCGUAAGCGGUAAGACUCGCUGGUCCUACGACCAGAAGGCUGGCCACGACGCAGAGGGUGGCUGGGAAGCAUCCGACGGCGGAGAGGACAAGGACACCUUCAAGCCAGAAGAGCCAGAGGAGCUGGAGCUUGGCGGCGAUAGCUCCCAGGGAAGCCGUUUAGAGGAGGACGAUUCCAAGACCGACAACGAAAAGCCUUCCUCAGUGUCAUCGCUCAAUAUCUCGAGGCACACACCCCAUCGAGCCUACUGGGUGGAACAGCAGAGCAGGCUGCCCCUGCCCCUGACUGAACUGAUGGAGAAUGAAGCUCUGGAAAUACUCACCGAAGCCCUCCGGAGUUACCAAUCAGAGAUCGGCCGGGACCAUUCCCUGACCAAACAGCUGCAGCGAUACAUCGAGGGGCUCAAAAGGCGCCGGAACAGGAGGCUGCAAGUCUUGGCGAUCUGAGAGCACCGCCUCGGGCUCCAGCGAGUGCCCGACUCCAGCCCUGGUCCCUGUCCAGUACCCAGAUCCAAGCCCGACCCUGCCCACGUGGAAUUUGAGCCCUUAGAGAAAUAAAAGAAUCUGUACAUGG
Molecule: messenger RNA, 1459 nt
Organism: Bubalus bubalis (water buffalo)
Lineage: Eukaryota; Metazoa; Chordata; Mammalia; Artiodactyla; Bovidae
Gene: CATSPERZ
Product: catsper channel auxiliary subunit zeta
Exons: 5
Coding region: 718-1332 (204 amino acids)
Biological process (GO): flagellated sperm motility; sperm capacitation
Cellular component (GO): sperm principal piece; CatSper complex
Source: RefSeq, a predicted model, not a curated record